Molecule: messenger RNA, 1290 nt
Organism: Ochotona curzoniae (black-lipped pika)
Lineage: Eukaryota; Metazoa; Chordata; Mammalia; Lagomorpha; Ochotonidae
Gene: CHRDL2
Product: chordin like 2
Exons: 11
Coding region: 1-1290 (429 amino acids)
Molecular function (GO): protein binding
Source: RefSeq, a predicted model, not a curated record
AUGUCUCCGGAGGUGAGGGUGCUGCCCUCCUUGCUGGGACUUGCGCUGCUGUGGUUCCCCCUGGACUCCCACGCUCGAGCCCGCCCAGACAUGUUCUGCCUUUUCCAUGGGAAGCGAUACUCUCCUGGAGAGAGCUGGCACCCCUACUUGCAGCCCCAAGGCCUGAUGUACUGCCUGCGCUGUACCUGUUCUGAGGGUCCCCAUGUGAACUGUUACCACCUCCGCUGCCCACCUGUCCACUGCUCCCAGACUGUGACAGACCCACAGCAGUGUUGCCCCAGGUGUGUGGAACCUCAUACACCCUCUGGGCUCCGCGUACCCCCAAAGUCCUGCCAGCACAAUGGGACCACUUACCAACACGGCGAGAUCUUCAGUGCCCAUGAGCUCUUCCCUGCCCGUCUGCCCAACCAGUGUGUGCUGUGCAGCUGUACCGAGGGCCAGAUCUACUGCGGCCUCACCACCUGCCCCGAACCAGGCUGCCCAGCUCCCCUCCCACUACCUGACUCCUGCUGCCAGGCCUGCACAGAUGGGGUGAGAGAGCAGCCUGCUGAGGAGAACACCGAAGCACACAAUGGGGCGAGACAUUCUCAGGAUCCUUGUGUGGGGGACAGCAUGAGAAAGAGGGCUCUGGGCACUCCGGCCCCCACAGCCCUCAGCCCCCCUUUGGGCUUCAUCCCUCGCCACUUCCGGCCCAAAGGGACAGGCAGCACAACUGUCAAGAUCGUCCUGAAGGAGAAGCAUAAGAAAGCCUGCAUGCAUGGUGGGAAGACCUACUCCCAUGGGGAGGUGUGGCAUCCAGCCUUCCGCUCCUUCGGCCCCCUGCCCUGCAUCCUAUGCAGCUGUCACGAUGGCCACCAAGACUGCCAGCGUGUGACUUGCCCCACCGAGUACCCCUGCCAUCAUCCUGAAAAAGUGGCAGGGAAGUGCUGCAAAGUCUGCCCAGAGGACAAGGCAGACACUGGCCACAGCGAGGUCAGUUUCAGCAGGUGUCCCAAGAUGCCAGGCCGGGUCCUCGUCCACACCUCGGUUUCGCCGAGCCCGGACAACCUGCGGCGCUUUGCCCUGGAGCAUGAGGCCUCAGACCAGGUGGAGAUCUACCUCUGGAGGCUGGUGAAAGGAAUCUUCCACUUGAUCCAGAUCAAGAGAGUGAGGAAGCAAGACUUCCAGAAAGAGGCACAGAACUUCCGGUUGCUCAGCGGCACCCAAGAAGGCCACUGGAACAUCUUCCUCGCCCAGACCCCGGAGCUGAAGGUCACAGCCAGUCCAGACAAAACGACCAAGACUUUAUAA